AACUUAAUCAUUGUUUGGUCUCGUUGCACAUGUGCAUAAACAGAAGUGAGACCUCACAGCUACUUUUUGUUUUGCAGGGGAGUCGUCAGUUCUCAGUACCUAAGAGGCUUAACCAACACCCAGAAUGAGCAUGAAACUUGAAGUAAACGAUGCUAACCUAGAAGUUGGAGAUCAGCUGAAGAUAAAGGGCGAAAUUUUGCAUGAUGCUCAAAGAUUCCAGAUUGACCUCGGUCGCGAUUCAGAAGACCUGGCUUUGCAUUUCAACCCGCGAUUCCAUGACGACACAGAUGGAGCAGUUAUUGUGUGCAACUCAAAGAUUGCUGGUUGCUGGGGCGAGGAGAAAAGGGAAAUACACAACCCCCUGCAAAGAGGCACACAUGUUAAGAUUGUGUUGAAGAUCACUGGUGAGAUGUUUGAACUAGAUCUUCCUGAUGGACAUCAAAUCCAGUUUCCUAACCGUGUUGACAUGGCGGUCAUCAACUAUGUCAGGAUCACAGGAGACAUCAAAAUCUCUUGCAUCAAAUUCUGUUAAGAUGUAAGAAAUCUCACUUUUUGUUGUCAUGGAAAUGAAUGUAUGAAAAUUCAACUUGUAUUCAUCCACGCAUUGUGAAAUAUUUUCCCCACAUUACUAACUCAACAGCAGAUGGCAGGCUAGCUCCAAACUACAAAAAUGUCCCUUAAUUUCAAUGAAUUCAGACUAGAUUGGUUUGGACAAAACCAUUUAUGCAAAGCUCUAAUGAAAUCACCAGUCUAUUCGUUUUAUUGACAUUAAAAUAUGAGAUGCACUAC
Molecule: messenger RNA, 789 nt
Organism: Syngnathus acus (greater pipefish)
Lineage: Eukaryota; Metazoa; Chordata; Actinopteri; Syngnathiformes; Syngnathidae
Product: galectin-1-like
Exons: 4
Coding region: 125-532 (135 amino acids)
Molecular function (GO): carbohydrate binding
Source: RefSeq, a predicted model, not a curated record